AACUUGUUGUCUCGUUUACCUGCGAGUUGCUUUGUCUCACUCAUCACACCAGCUACUCCCAUCACCAUCUCACACACGCUCCCCUCACUAUAUUCACUACUUACAAGUUACUGCAACACACCCUCCAAUUCUUUUACUUGCACCCCUCAACACACAAUUCUCUUUACACUUUAAUCAAUCAGCUAAAAAAUGCACCAAAACACCACACAAAAAUGCCACUUUACUUUACCAUCACUACAGAUCUGAAACUCAUAGAAUCUCCAAAAGAACCAAUUUUGAUUUCUGGGUCUUGCUCUUUAACCUAUUGGGUCAUCGAAAAACCAUUCAUUUUUUUCAAUUUGUAACGGAACCGUUGUUUGUAGAAAAAUGGGGUCUAGUGGUAGCAAAGCCACUUCUUCGUGCAGUUCGUCAUCUUCUUCUUCGUGCAGUUUACGAAAAGGUCGAUCCAAACGGCAUAGAGGUUUUCCUUCUUAUUGUCUUGGAACAACUUCUGGAUCUCGUGACAGUGAUAAUGAUGACAAGGUUUCUGAUCAGAAUAAAGUAAAUGGAAGUGAUGCUACAUACACCGGCAGCAAUGACGUUGACACGGACGAAGUUAAAUCAGAGUCUUUUCGAAAAGUUAAAUCUGAUGAAACACCUUGUGUGCCUUCUAGCAUUGAUCUUGAUGAGUGGAGUCACACUGCAUCCAGAACCGCUAGUAGCUCUGCCAAUGGUUCUUCAACUCAGUCCACAAACCCUACAAGUCGGUUCCUUUCUCGUUUUAGUCUCAUUCCGGGUAAUAUAAGCUUCAGACUUAGCAGAACCACCAGUUUAGGGUCAUCUCGGCCUUGUCCUGUUUCAUCAGCAAGUCUUUCGAUGUUUAACAAUGAAGACGAGCUUAAUAGAAAUGAAACUCAACAAUGUAGUGACUUGCUUAAUGCGUCUUUUGUUAAUCGAGUCCCUAUACAGUAUCAUCAAGAUGAUCCUCAUAAUUUAAGUUCAAAUGCCCCAGCAUUCGGUUUGGCUGGCAAUUUGUCGAACAGUCCUACGCUGUCACCUAUCCAGGAUAUGGUUAGGAACGGAUAUGCUACACAAGAGAUGCGUGAGAUAAACCUGUUUUCUCCAAGAAUUCAUAAUGAGACGGUAAAUGUAGAGACUAGGCAUAUGGAUAGACGAAAUGGAGCUCGUGAACCUGUUGACCGCAAUGUACGUUUCAGCCGAACUUUAAGUGUUGGAAGGCUUCGUGACAGAGUUCAUCGCCGAUCAGCAUUGUCUGACUUUACCUUUUGCCCUCUGCAACAAGAGAGAGAUGCUAAUGAGGAUGGUGGAAGACAAGUCGGGGAGACGGGUACAAGAGUCUCACCAUCUGAUCGUAACGCUUUAAAUUUUCAUACUACAUCCGGGUAUCCUCUACACAACAUGUCUAGCUCCCCAUUUAGCACCCAGGACUAUGAGGUCGAGGCUUCACGGUCAAGAGAAACUAGGUAUCAGGAUCUGCUGGAACAUAGAUCCAAUUUCCUUGAACGGAGAAGAAGAAUACGAUCCCAGGUUCGUGCUCUUCAGCGAUUGGGUAGCCGGUUUGAGAAUCUUUCUGGACAUGACAGAUCAUGUAUCUUGUCCGGUCAACAUAGAAACGGUCGUUGUACAUGCAGAACAAGUAGUCGCGAUAACAAUUCAAACGAUGAUACCAAUGCUAGAGCUAGCAUAUCAAGAAUUGUUAUGCUAGCUGAAGCCUUAUUUGAGGUUCUGGAUGAAAUUCACCAGCAAUCUGUUGUUUUAUCUUCCCGCCCUUCUGUAUCUUCUAUCGGAUCUGUUCCUGCACCGGCUGAAGUUGUCGAAUCCUUGCCUGUCAAAUUAUACACAAAGUCGCACAAACAUCAAGAAGAACCUGUACAAUGCUAUAUAUGCCUUGUGGAGUAUGAAGAUGGCGACAGCAUGCGAGUACUGCCUUGUCAUCAUGAAUUUCAUACAACAUGUAUAGACAAAUGGCUUAAGGAGAUUCACAGGGUAUGUCCACUAUGUAGGGGGGACAUUUGUAUAUCAGAUUCACUGCCAACAGAGAACUAAAGUUGCAAAUUGUUAAUCAGCAUAUAUUUUUUUCUGAGACCAUAGCUCCUCCUCAGGGAAAGUAUUAUUGCACAUACACUUAUGUGACUAUAUUAAGCAGCUCAACCUUGUAUUCUCAUUGUUGUUGUCCGUGAUUAUUUAAUCCAAUUUCUGAAUAAUACAUAUCAAACAUUUGUAGAAAUAGAUUGGAACCAAUUACUAGCUCUCUUUUUGUAUCUAUCCAAAGAAAAAUCUUCGACACUCGGUGAA
Cicer arietinum (chickpea) is the source of this 2295-nucleotide messenger RNA. RefSeq lists its product as uncharacterized. The record is from RefSeq and is a predicted model, not a curated record. Lineage: Eukaryota; Viridiplantae; Streptophyta; Magnoliopsida; Fabales; Fabaceae.